Phragmites australis (common reed) is the source of this 1748-nucleotide messenger RNA. RefSeq lists its product as uncharacterized. Gene Ontology annotation, biological process: negative regulation of transcription by RNA polymerase III. NCBI's taxonomy places the organism in Eukaryota, Viridiplantae, Streptophyta, Magnoliopsida, Poales, Poaceae. Bases 268 to 945 code for a protein of 225 amino acids. Gene Ontology annotation, cellular component: nucleus. The transcript is spliced from 11 exons. The record is from RefSeq and is a predicted model, not a curated record. Gene Ontology annotation, molecular function: RNA polymerase III core binding.
CACCGCUAACCGCACCUAUCCCUCUCUCCUCCCGUACGCGUCAUCAUCGUCCUCAUCCGGUCAUCUCCACCGCUACCGCACCUAUCCCUCUCUCCUCCCGUACGCGUCAUCAUCGUCCCCCCACCCCGCACGGUGCCUUGCCUGGAGUAGAGAUCCGUUCCGGACUUGAGGCUGAUUUCUUCCUUUUUGUUGUUGGGUCUUUGAACCCCACAUCUUGAGGCACACCCGAUCUGAUCGACUCUUUUAUGAGUUCACAAGACACCCAGCAUGAAGUUUUUAGAGUACACCCCCUUCGACAGUAUAAAUUUGUUCCUGGAUCAACUCAACCUUGGUGAUUGUACAAUUAGGGGUAACCUUGAAGCCUUCUCAUGCAAGCACACUGCGACAGACCGUCGGCUUUCCAUAAGUCUUGAACAUGAGAUUCUUGAUUACCUUGGCAAGUCUUCUGACAGUGAUCCAGCUUCACCAGUGGAGCAUUUGUCCUCCAGGUCAUGCCGAAAAACAUUGAUAUAUCUAGUCCUCACUCUUGGUCAUAUGUAUCCGGAUUAUGAUUUCAGCAGUGCUGUUCGGGCACACCUGUUCUUCAAAGAAGAGGAGUGGGAAAGUUUCAAGCAGAUGAUAGACACCUACUUAUCUGACGCUUCUGGGCAAUGGGCAGCAACAAAUGAGGGCAGUUCUCUUCUGGACAGUAUGACUAAAGCUAUUGAUGAGGUUAUCAAAAUCAGGGAGUGUGACAUCUACAGCUAUAAUCCAGACUCGGAUGGAGAUCCAGUUCUAGAGAAAGGGGCCAUAUGGUCAUUCAACUACUUCUUCUACAAUAGGAAGCUAAAGCGAGUAGUGAGCUUUCGAUGUUAUUGUACUAGCAAAUUGUCAGGAGAUGACUUCUUAACUGGUGUGCCAUCUGAUGGUGAAGAGGAAGAUGCCUUGAUUGACAUGGACAUAUGAAUGACCAUUUUCUGCUAGGAACAUGACCAACCAAUGUGAUCAGCUGUGUAAUAUAGAGCAUACAUGUCAUUUCCCAUUAGGAAACUUGCAGUACGACUUCAUCAUCAUCGUAGCCGGCAUAGACCAUGAGUCGUGUGUCGCUUUUAGUGUGGUCUGGGCGGCUUUUAGUGAUGUCCUUGGGUGGCCGGUCUUUGAUGCCUUGUCUCGACCUUUAAAAGUAAUGUCAUAGGCUGCCUUCCCCCAUAGAUCGAAUUCUUUAUAUAUAUAUAUAUAUAUAUUUGAGGUUUGGUACAGGGAAACUUCCAAUCCACGAAACUUGAACUGCCACGGUAAUUCGAAAAUCGUAGUUCUUGUCAGGGUGAUUUGGUACUCUGUAGUCUUUGAUGGAGUUGGCUCUAUUGAGGUUUGGUACAGGGAAACUUCCAAUCCACGAAACUUGAACUGCCACGGUAAUUCGAUAAUCGUAGUUCUUGUCAGGGUGAUUUGGUACUCUGUAGUCUUUGAUGGAGUUGGCUCUAUAUUUUACCUAGAUAUUUCAAACUGUGAAUUGAAUUGCCGAAUUUGCUCCAUUGCACAUUGGCGGGUGUGGAUUGCAUCCGCAUGGACUAUUUGUGUUGCCAAAGAAAAUGACUGUCGGAUUAAGCGUUAUGUGAAUAGUGGUCUGGAGGUCUGUUGUAUUUAGCCCUUUUUUCUCCUCCACUAAGCAUAUUUGACGUCAUAUUUGAGAUACUCUCUGGCAAGACUACUCUGAGAAUUCAAAUAUUUUACUGUAAAAAAAUACAAUUAUUUUCUGCUGAUGUUUU